AUGGGACGAAAGCCCAACCCGCUUAUCCUUGAGUACUUUGUCCGCGGGGCUAAACUCAAUGACAAUAGUAAUCGCUAUCAACACACCUGCAAGCGAUGUGGUGAAAAUUUUCCCAAAGGUCGAAUCGAUAGUCUGACGGCUCACAUCACCAAAAAAUGCCCCGCCAUCUCCGAUUCGGAUCGCAUGCGAGCCUGCCUCGAGCUCCAUGGGCUUUCCAGUGCUCGUGCUGCCGCUGCCGAACGACAACAUAAUGGAAUUGGGCCUAGAGGUGCACGCCCUGUCGCUUCUAGCGUCCUGCCUCAGGAAUGGAGUGCUUUGGAGACUUUGGCUGAAGCCUCUCGGCAGGUUGAUCUUAACGAAAACAACCGCACACAGCCUAAAGGGCAGGAUGUCCCCGGUACUGCAGACGAUGUGCACUCGAAUGGAAGAUUUGAGCUUCACGAGCAAUUUACCCUUGAUAACCCACCCGCGGGCUAUGAAGAGCGCAACAAUCUCGCAGCCAACAACAAGCGGAUACCCAACGAGGCCGAACCUGACGAAGCGAAUGCGUCCAAGAUCGACUUGAACAUGGAUGUCGCCCACGUUUCGUCAAACGGAGUGGAAUUGUCGGCUGAGGAGAGACUGCAGGCAUUAUUACCCUUUCCCGACACAAACAACAUUUCUGUCGCCGUUGCAGCAGCAGCCCGUCUAAACCAGUCCUUCCUCGAUCCUCAACUAGUUGAUAGUGAGCCCCCUCCAGUCACACCAUCGGCCGCCGAAACCGAUAAUCUUCCUGAUGCCUCGCCGCCGGCCACCAACGACGCGAACGCCGCCCAGCCCUGGGGUGAAAUGACGUACCUCACGGCUACCGCGGCUGUCCCGCUUCUGGCGGAGCAUCAGACACCACCUGCGCCUCUCAAUCGAGGCGGCACACGCAUGGAUACUAGCGAUGCUUCUAUACUCGGUCGGCCUCGCCAUUCCCGAUCAAGAUUUACGCCAGCGCGUCGUAAAGAAGUGCAAGAGGUUCGCAAAAUCGGUGCCUGCAUUCGAUGCCGCAUUCUUCGCAAGAAUUGCGGCAAGGGAGACCCAUGUGACACGUGCAGAAAAGUGUUGGCUCCGCGUGUGUGGCGAACGGGCUGUGUGCGCACGCGAUUGCACGAGCAGCUUGACUUGUACUCAGCAGGGGUUCAAGUGGUAUUGUCUCAAAACCGCAUCAAUCUUCUCAAAGAGCAACUGCAACUGACCAAUAACGGGAGUGUGAUUGAAGUCUCCCAUUUUCCGGAAGCAGAGAAGCGCAUUGUUCUAGGCACAAUGGAGGCGCUUUUAGAACCCAAUGAGAGCCAGGCCGAAGCUCGAAACAGCAAGGAAGCAUUUCAGCAGGCGAUAAUGAUUGAUCAGGACACCGAGGACCUUCCUAGCAAGAUUGAGUCAUACAUGCGAGACGUCUUGCCACUUUUCAUUGAACGAGAGCCGUCGAAAUUCACCCGCAUCACGCUUGAGACUGCCGUUGAGCAGCAGGCUCUGGAGGAAGACGACCUCCUGAGCAAGGCCCUGGAGUUGUGGGGUCUCGUUGAGAGUAUAGACCGCGAGAGACAAUGGACGAUUCUGGAGCGCCCGGCUGAAGAAAACAGUGACGCGCGAUGGAUCAAUGAGGCGCAGAAUGAAAACGAUGCCGACAUUUACACAAUGAUUUGCAUGCAGCUCAACGCUGCGGCCGAGCGCAAAGCCAACUGCACCUCCAGGAGCCUGCUCAACCACAUGGACCGCUUGCUCACAGACAGCAAGACCAAAGUCGGCUUCAAAAUGUUCCUCACGGCGCUCGUCUUCCUAAAUUGCGUUGAAAAGUCGACGUGGGCGUUCAAGGCGUGGGAGCAGGACCACCUGCGCCCCGGCUGGCCGCUGGAGCGCGACCCCAGCGUCUUUGCGCAGCAGGGCGGCAACCUCGCCGGCCUGCUCAAGAUGCUGCUCGCCAUUCGCAAGGCGCUUCCGCAGACGUUGCGCGACGAACAUGGGAAGCUCGUCGCCCAAAGCCAAGAUCCUGCUAUUACCGCUUACUUCCAGAAACUCGAUCUCGAAUAUGACUCGAUUGAGAACCGACAAAAGGGCUCUCAGUUCUCUCCCGCCGACUCUCGUUCUUUGGAGCUCAUGUUUUGCUCCCACCUUCUCCUUCCAAAUUCCCCAACAUAG
Molecule: messenger RNA, 2166 nt
Organism: Beauveria bassiana ARSEF 2860
Lineage: Eukaryota; Fungi; Ascomycota; Sordariomycetes; Hypocreales; Cordycipitaceae
Product: Putative Zn(II)2Cys6 transcription factor
Exons: 2
Coding region: 1-2166 (721 amino acids)
Source: RefSeq, a predicted model, not a curated record